UCUGGGGCACGGGGCCAGCACGUCUAGCCAGCUCGAAGUGCCACGACUUCACAGCAGACCACGGAUUCUCCAGCGGAGUGAGGGGGGACAGCAUUGGGAAAAAAAAGCUAGUUAGCUAGAUAGCUGGAUAAACAGGCGGUCCUCCACAGAAGUCAUUUCAGCGUACAGGUACGAGUCGACGCUGUUAGCUCCCUCUCCAUCCCGUUGAAGCGAGCAGACGUAGCGGCAUCACCAGCAGGGUCAACUGAAAUUGAAACAUGGAUAUCUACGACCCCCAGACCCUUGGGAUAAUGGUGUUUGGUGGAUUCAUGGUGAUCUCUGCUCUCGGGAUUGCUCUUGUCUCCACCUUCUCCAUGAAAGAGACCUCUUAUGAGGAAGCCCUGGCCAAACAACGCAGAGAGCUGGGUAAGAUACAGCCCACUCGCUCUGACAAAAAGAAGAAGGACAAAGUAUCUGAGAAGAAGGGCCGUGGAAAGAAGAAAGAAGAAAAGCCCAAUGGAAAAAUCCCAGAGCCUGAACAAAUUGAAGAGGAAGUUGAAGCUGACACAGUCAUUGAGCAUGCUGCUGCACCAGUUGUAGCUGCUGCCCCUGCCCUUGCCCCUGAAGCUGAACCCGAACCUGAACCUGUCCCUGAUGUCAAGCCAACUGCAGCCCCAGCACCAGCAGGUGUCGAGCCAAAGACUGCUGCCGAACCAAGCCCUGUUCUUAAUGAGCCCUCACCUGCACCAUCACCAAAAGAGAAAAAGAAGAAGAAGGGGUCUAAGGUUGAGCCAGCCCCACUCGUGGCUGCCUCUGCACCCGUCAAGACCUCCACAGUCCCUCCAUCAACCCAGACCCCAAUGUCUGCCCCGACUAAAGCAACGGCUCCAUCCUCUGCAUCUGCCCCAACUAAGUCUGCCCCAGCAUCAGCUAAGUCUGCCCCCGCGCCCACUAAGUCUGCCCCCGCGCCCACUAACUGCCCCGCGCCCACUAAGGCUGCCCCCGCGCCCACUAAGUCUGCCCCCGCGCCCACUAAGUCUGCCCCAGCAUCAGCUAAGUCUGCCCCCGCACCCACUGCCCCCGCACCCACGAAGGCUGCCCCUGCGCCCACGAAGGCGGCCCCCGCGCCCACUAAAGCUUCAGCAGCCCCAGCCAAGUCUUCACCUGCUCCAUCCAAGACUGCCCCAGUGCUGGAAGCUGUCACUAAAGAAGUCCCAGUGAUGGCAGUGCCCCCAGUGGGAUCUCAGCAGACCCCUGCUGUGGCAGGAAAAGUACAGGAGCCCAAGAAGAAGGCCUCUAAGAAAAAGACUGAGCCUGUGGCAGCGGUGGAUUCUGCUGAUGCUCCUCUGUACCUGCCCUACAAGGCUCUGGUGUCCACCAUCAGUAGCAUGGUGUUCAGUGAGGUCGAGGCUCAUAGGCUCAUCGAGAUCCUGUCUGAGAGAGUUGGAAUCAUUCAGGACACCUGGCACAAGGCCACUCAGAAAGGAGACCCAGUGGCCAUGCUGAAGAAACAACUGGAGGAGAAGGAGAAGCAGCUCGUGGCUGAACAAGAAGAUGCUGUUGCGGCAAAGAAUCGCCUCAGAGAACUCACCAAGGAGCUGUCUGCUGAGAAGUCAAAGGUGGCCAGUGUGGAGACGAGGCUGAGUUCCCAGCUGAGCAAGAGGGAGCAAGAAAUGAUUGCUCUGCAAGCACGCAUGCAGGCUAGUUACCAGGACCAUGUGGCACAGACCCAGGGGCUCAAUGCUAAGAUUGUCAGCCUGCAGGACCAGUAUGAAAAAGGCCCCAAUGCCCAGCUGGCCCGUCUGCAGCAGGAGAACUCCAUUCUCCGCGACGCCCUCAACCAAGCCACUAGUCAGGCUGAGAGCAAGCAAAACGCGGAUCUGGCCAAGCUGCGUCAGGAAUGCACAAAGUUAACCAAGGAACUUGGAGAGAAGACCGAAGGUCUGCUUGCCGAUGAGCAAAUCAGGAAAGGGCUAGAGGCCAAGCUCUCCGCUACAGAGGAGCAGCUCUCCGUGCUGCAGGCCAGCCAUGGGGAGAGUGAGCAGGUGUUGCAGAGAAGAUUGGAAGAGGUUUGCGAGGAGCUCAGGGCGACACAGAGUAGAAACAACGGUCUGCAGGCCAAUUUGGACAAUGCCCAGCAGGACAGCAGCACACUCUCAGAUUAUCAAGUUCGUAUUGGGAGAUUGGAGGCUGAUAUCAGUGAGCGCUCUACUCAGGUGGAUGCCCUCACUGUCCAGCUAGAGGAGACACAGGCAGAGAAAAGCCAGCUUGAACAGCAGGUGGCGUCCAUCAAUUUACUGCUAGAGGCCAAUCAGACCAAAAUGGGGGAGGAUAACGACCAGGUGAGUGCUGAAGAAGUGGAACAGCUUAAGCUGAGCCUUCAAGAGAGAAACAACCAGUUGAACACGCUUCACGAGGAACUGAAGCAACUGCAAUUGAAGCAGGAAACUGCUGAGAACACUAUUGCGCUUGAGCAAAGAAAUAAGAGUGAGGAUGUCGCCCUUAUCACAUCGCUUCAGGAUGAACUUAAAAACCUCAAAGAAGAAAUGGUGCAACAUGACAACACACCAUCAGAUACCUCCACAGAGCUGGGACUGCUACAGAGCAGCCUGGCUGAGAAGGAUGCCCUUGUCACAUCUCUACAAGAGCAGCUGAGAGAAGUGGGAGAACAGACGGCCGUUGAUGCAAGUGUAACGGCAGAUCUGACAGCUUUUCAAACUGAAACCAAAGAAGCUCUCCAGACACUCUUCCCACAGAUACCCGUAGAGACGGAGCAGUCCAACUGGUUACAAGUAUUUACACAGAAAGCUCAGGAGGCUCUCAGCCAGCAGAGCGAGGAGUCUCAGUCAAGCACAGUGUUGCCUGAGUUGCUCCAGAAAGUGAAGGAAGCUGAGGAGAGCCAUGGCUCACUUCAGGCUGAAUGUGAACAGUACAGGACAGUCCUGGCAGAAACGGAAGGAAUGCUUAAACAUCUUCAGAAGAGUGUGGAGGAAGAAGAGCUGGUAUGGAAGUCCAAGAUGGCGAACUCAGAGGAACAGCUGAGUGUGGCUUUGGAGAAGAUCAGCCAGCUGGAGGCAGAAAACCAAAGUGUAGAACAGUUGAAGGAGCAGAUGAUGCUUCUGGAAGCCCAGCUGGAGAAGCAGUCAGACAACCUGCAGACCUCAGAGGAGAUGGAGCAGCUGAAGCUGCAGCUUGUGGAGUGUCGGAGCCAACUGGAUUUGGCCCAGAAGGAGGCCCAGGCACACAAGGAGGAGCUUGCUCAGGUCAGAGAGCAGCUGGGCGAGAUCACGAUGCAGGCUCAGCGAGAACAGAAUGGCCCAGCUGAGGCUCAACCCAGUCAGUUCCAGAACAAGUUGAGCCAGACAACUGAGAAGCUGCACGGGGAGGUGGCUCAGAGACAGCAGCUUUCAGAAGAGUUUGAGCAGGCCCAGAAGACUAUAACAGAACUUCAGGCUCAGCUGGAUCUUCUAAACGCUUCUGCGGACUCCCCACAUGCUGACACAGAGGAUGUCGCACAGCUCAAGGAGCGGCUGGAGAAGGAGAAGAAGCUGUCCAAAGACCUUGGCCAGGCGGCCACCAAGCUCCAACAGCUACUCAAAGCCACUCAGGAGCAGCUGACCAAAGAGAGAGACACAGUGAGAACACUACAGGAGCACCUGGAAGGCAAGGGAGAAUACGUGGAGCUGAAGGAAGGAACGUCCGUCUGAGAGGAAGUUCACUGCAGACACUACAAAAAACUGCCAAAUAUGCCUUAUGAUUACCAUAGUUAUGCAUUCCAAAACUAUUUCUUUCUUGUACUGUAGUUGAUUGCAUUUGUUGCAACUGUAGGAAUCAAAUGUUUGAUAUUAUGAACAUUUUUAAAGUAAGAUUAGAGGAGGUCGUCCUGCUACAGUCUUUAUUGAAACCCACAUUCCAUAAACAAUUCUGGCUAUGUCAGAAGUUAUUUAUCCCCCUGCCUUAUAUUCCAGACAUUUACCCAUAGUUCAGUGUUAAAAAGGGAAACAGAUUGUGCGUCAAACGUACAUCAACCUGUGCAAUUACUUUGUAUGUCUUUUCUAUGUGGUUGAAUGAUGGGAACAUUUUAUGGUUCAAUGUUUCAUUACCAUUAGGGCCUGGUCUCCUCUGUAGCUGGCUGCCAAUUAAACACAUCGAAUUUGUAUGAAUGAAUAAACUACAUUGUAGCUCUA
This is a messenger RNA of Anoplopoma fimbria (sablefish), 4166 nucleotides long. RefSeq names its product ribosome binding protein 1a (gene rrbp1a). Lineage: Eukaryota; Metazoa; Chordata; Actinopteri; Perciformes; Anoplopomatidae. Gene Ontology annotation, cellular component: endoplasmic reticulum membrane. The coding region runs from base 258 to 3686 and encodes 1142 amino acids. Gene Ontology annotation, biological process: protein transport. The record is from RefSeq and is a predicted model, not a curated record. The transcript is spliced from 28 exons.